Molecule: messenger RNA, 2035 nt
Organism: Vigna umbellata (rice bean)
Lineage: Eukaryota; Viridiplantae; Streptophyta; Magnoliopsida; Fabales; Fabaceae
Product: F-box protein At-B-like
Biological process (GO): SCF-dependent proteasomal ubiquitin-dependent protein catabolic process
Cellular component (GO): SCF ubiquitin ligase complex
Molecular function (GO): protein binding
Source: RefSeq, a predicted model, not a curated record
AUCUGAUUUCAUGAUCACUUGAAUCCUUCCUCCAUCUUAAUCCUGUUGAUAGAGUGCAAAACAUGACUGUGAAAGAUUUUCCUGAAGAAUGUUGGGAAUCAGUAUUCAGAUUCCUUGGCCUUGGUCAUCAUCAUUUGGAGUCUCUAUCUCUGGUUUGCAAGCAGUUUCUUGCCAUUACAAAUAGGCUUCAAUUCUCUCUCACAGUGUAUGAUCCAACCAUUCCACUUCUUUCUCGGUUGUUGCUUAGAUUUCCAAGGCUCAAAAUCUUAGACCUGAGUCUCUUGAAUGGCCACCAUGAAGGCUUGCUUCGUCAAAUUUCACAAUCUGGGUUGGAGCUUGAUUUGAUUAAUCUAUCCAACCAGAGAACACUUCCUGUUGAUGGCUUGCGAGAACUUGGCUCAAACAUGAAAAAUUUGAGGGUUCUGAUCUGCUCAAACAUUGGCUCUCUUCGUGAUAGUCAUCUGGUAAUCAUAGCUUAUUGUUUCCCAUUGCUUGAAAAGCUUGACAUAAGCUUCCCAUUGAAUUCCCAAGCAUCUGAUUUUGGGGUUCUAAGGCUUUCUUCUAUGCUUGAGAAUCUUCGCAAGAUUAAUAUCUCUGGUAAUCAUUUGAUCACUGAUAAAUCAUUGUUCUCUCUUUGCCAAAACUGUUUGUCAUUGGAAGAGAUUUCAUUCUUCAUCUGUUUUAAGAUCACUCAAACAGGCAUUGCCUCUGCGAUCCGCCUCAGACCCGGUUUGAGCUCCAUUGCCUUUAACAUUGAAAAGAAAAGAAUACAUGGACCUGGUUUAACACUCACCCCCAUUGACUUGAAUUUGAUCGAUUCAUUCAGGACUUUGAAAAGGUUAACUGCUAUUGAUUUGUCGAAUUCUGUUAUCUCGGAUGAGUUUCUCUUUGCGGUUGCAGAAGGUGCAGGUCUUCUGCUAAAGAAGCUUAUCCUCCAAGACUGUUGCAAUUGUACAUUUUCAGGAAUCUCUUAUGUGUUAUCCAAAUGCCAAUCUGUUCAAUGCUUGGAUCUUCGGAAAGUUGAUUUCUUAACUGAUCAAUGUAUCAGCAAGUUAUCUGUAUUUCUUCUUAGCCUAACCACUAUAAACCUCAGUGGUUGUUGCCAGCUGACAAAUUCAACAUUUUUCAUUCUCACAAGAAACUGUCCUUUGCUCAGUGAGAUCAAAAUGGAAAGGACAUAUCUUGGGGUGGAAGGGGAAGAAGAUUCAAUGGGGGAUUUUGCUGUCAACCUUGAAGUGAAAAAGGUGUUUUUGGGUGAUAAUGUUUUGCUGAGUGAUGCAAGUUUGGUAAAAUUCGUUUCCAUUUGCCCCAGUUUGCAGCUUCUUGACUUAAUCGGUUGUGAGGGUGUUUCUGGUGAAGGUGUUGUUGAGGUUUUGAAGAGAUGCAGUGAGAUAAGGCAUUUGAACCUGGCUAAUACAGGAAUGGAAGUGUUUGAUAUAGACUUUGAAGUUUCGAACCUGAAGGUGUUGAACUUGUCAGGGUCAAAAAUUGAGGAUGAAACUCUCUCAGUAAUUUCAAGAAGGUGUGGUGGACUACUACUUCUGGACAUUCAGAGUUGCUGGCAUGUUACAGCAAAGGGUGUUAGAGAAGUAGUACAAAACUGCAAGACAUUGAAGGAGUUGAAUCUGAAGAAUUGUAGGUUGGUGAGUGAUGAUUUUGUUGCUUGGUUGGAGUUUUCAAAACCAUCAUUGAGAAUAAUAGUCACACCUACUGAUGUUGGUGCUUAUUUCUGAUAUGAAGCUGAGGAAAAUCAUUGAGAUGUGGACACCGUCUUGGUUGUUAGAGUGUUAAGAAUCAUGUGUGUUAAGGGUAGUGCUAUUUUAACAACACAUUCCACAACAAAGGAAAAGAAAAAGUAAAGUGAAGAGACCAAAAUAUGUAAAAUAAGAUGGAUGAUUUGAUGAAUUUUUUUUAUGGGAAUUUAUUGUUAAAAUAGCAUUGCACUGAUAAUAGCAUUUUUAUGAAAGUUGGAAGUCGUAGCUGUGUUGUGUGUGAAUUUUUUUUGUAUGUUGAUAUUUCGUGUUUGAGGAAAAAG